Messenger RNA from Harpegnathos saltator (Jerdon's jumping ant), 978 nucleotides. RefSeq names its product transmembrane protein 231-like. Gene Ontology annotation, cellular component: ciliary transition zone; ciliary membrane. Gene Ontology annotation, biological process: regulation of protein localization; cilium assembly. NCBI's taxonomy places the organism in Eukaryota, Metazoa, Arthropoda, Insecta, Hymenoptera, Formicidae. The record is from RefSeq and is a predicted model, not a curated record. The coding region runs from base 53 to 949 and encodes 298 amino acids. The transcript has 5 exons.
UAUAUGCUCCUGCACCUGUGGACGUUGCCGCGGCAACGAGCGCGAUAUCAAAAUGGUAGCGAUCGAGAUCUUUUCAAGCUCAGUCGCUUACAAGUACAAAAGCAGAAUAUACUCCUUUGCCUCGAUCGUCGUUUUCCUGUUCAUCGUGCUGUCGUUGAUCACGCCGCUUUUCAUCGUCUACCAUGCGGGAGGUGUCUGGUUGAGAAAUCGGAUGCACGCGGAAAAGCCAGACGUGCACUUCGAAUACAAGUAUUUGCUGCUCGCGGAAGUGGAUCCUUACGAGGAGCCCAUCGUAUGCACAACGUUUACAACGUAUAAAGAAAACAAGAUCACGGAUCAAUGUGCAAUGAUCAAGGUGCGAGAAAAUGAUUUAAACGGUGACGGGGAGAAAGACUCGUUAAAGUUCGAGGCAUACUUCUACACGGAUAGGCCGGUGAAGUCCAUCAAGCUUCUGUUGUUCUUCAAUUUUCAAUUGAAGCACCUCAUACAAGCGUCGAUAGAAUCUAUUGGAGUGUUCGAUUACGUGUUGACUCACGAGGCUCAGGAGGUACGAUUCUUCGGCGAUUUGGAAUUGCGGCAGAAAGGGCUCCUACGCAGCGAGGGCCUCUAUGAAACGUACAAUCGCAGUCUGGAAUUGUCCGAUUAUUCUUUGCACGAACUUUUGCUGUACAAUUUCAACCGCAAAUUUUCAGCAAACAUCGCGAACGAGCGUGUAACGUGGCGCAGCGGCUUCUCCAGCGACGAGACGGUGGCAGUCGUCGGCGAGUUGUUCUACGUGGAGAACUUCAUUCACUAUCAGCCGAGCGUAUGGGAGGAACUCAAGUGGGCAUGGAUACAAUAUUUGUCGUGUUUGCUGGUGUUCGCAUAUGUAUCUAAGCACAUCCUCGUGUUUCUCUUCACGAACAGAUAUCUGAACACGUACAUUGUUAAACCGUGGGUGAAUAAAUAGCGGUAAAUAAAUUUCAUUUUUAUACGCGA